AUGCCAACAACAAGUUCGACUUGGUGGUCGACCCUGUGGGCGGCGAGCCCAUUGGCUGUUGUUGCGCUGCUCAGAACCCCCCUGGCACAGUACACUCCAAGGAGUCGACAAGUCACCAAGACUGGUGGCACCGUGGUGGGCAUCAUCACUGGAACUAGCCUUCAGGGGGCGCCCUGUGGAGCGAUCGCAGCUGUGUGCUGCUCCUGCUUGCCGGCACUAUGUGGCUACAAAGUCAUGAGCGCCUGUGGACUGGCCCCGAAGUUCGUGGGGCCUUUCAUGCUCCGCGCCAACGAGGCGAAGGUGGACUUGACCCGACUCCGUCAAUGGGUAGAUCAGAAGCUUUUGCGCACUGAGAUCGCGGAGGUUUAUAGCUUUGCGGAAGCACCGAAGGCCCUGGAGACGCUGGAGGAGGGCGGCGGGCACAACACGCAGAAGACGAAGACCAAAGCCUUCCGCGGGAAGGUGGUAGUGAAGGUGGCAAGACUGAAGGUGUUUGGAGCGGUCGUGCGGACACUUUCAGGAUUUUUUUAUGACCUGGACCCGGACCCGGACCCGACUUCAGGUACCCAUAAUAAAUGGGAGAACGCUUGGAAGCACUUUGAAGGCUUGGGGAAAAGAUGUGCAUGA
Durusdinium trenchii is the source of this 627-nucleotide messenger RNA. The record is from the annotation of a GenBank genome assembly. Lineage: Eukaryota; Dinophyceae; Suessiales; Symbiodiniaceae.